CUCCCAAUAGCGCUCCAUCGACUCCUCACUCUUCGCUUCUGUUUUAAGUCUCUCAUUUCCUCUGCGCAGAAUCAUCGAUCUCCAUAUGGCCUCCGAGGAUCUCUCCGCCGUUUCCAACGCCGAUGACGAAAACUAUGGAUUCCGACGACAAGAGAUGUAUCAGAGCGACCUCGCCGGCACCGUCAACGCUUAUGACCGGCACGUUUUUCUUUGCUAUGAGAGUCCGGAGUCCUGGCCCUCCAAUUUCGAAAAAUCUGACUCCGACGUCCUCCCUAAGCUGCUCUCUGCGGCUCUCAAGGAUCGCAAGGAUGAUAUCUCUGGGAAGACGAAGCUGACAGUAUUCGCGGGUCGUGAAGAAACUGGAUUUUCGGAUGGAGAUGUGUUGAUUUUCCCCGAAAUGGUUAAAUACAGGGGUUUAAAAGAAUCAGAUGUGGAUGGCUUUGUCGAUGAUGUGCUUGUGAAUGAUAAACCAUGGGCAUCCGGAGUGCAAGAGGUUUUGACUGGCUCUCAUGUGUUUGUGUGUGUUCAUGCUAGUCGAGAUCGCAGAUGUGGUGUCUGUGGACCCAUUCUUGUUCAUAAGUUUGAUGAGGAGAUUGAGUUGCGAGGACUAAAGGAUCAGGUUUUGGUUAGUCCAUGUUCACAUGUUGGAGGACACAAGUAUGCCGGAAACUUGAUCAUAUACCAACAUGGUGUGGAUGGGAAAACUACAGGUCAUUGGUACGGAUAUGUAACUCCUGAAGAUGUGCCUGGAUUGCUUGAACAGCACAUUGCCAAGGGCGAGGUUGUGGAAAGGCUUUUGAGAGGGCAAAUGGGCGCAAGUCCUGAGGAAGGCAAGAAGGCAGGUGAACAAAAUCUUCCAAAUGGAGAAGAUACAAAGAAAAGCAAGGUUGAAAUUCAAGAGAAUGGGGAUCAAAGCAAAGUUGAAAAAACAGCAGGUUGUUGCCAGGGUAGUAAUGGAUUCACUUGUUGCAGAGAUGAGACUUCUGGUUCUGGGAAAAAUAUCAUAAUCGAAGAAAAUUCGAAAGAAGCUUCAGAAGAUCAGGUACCGAAGAAGGCGAGUAAAUCAUGUUGUUGGGCAGGAAAAUGGGAACAAAGUGAAAUUCUUGCUGCUGUUGCGAUUGUUGGAGCUGUGGCCACUGUUGCUGUUGCCUAUAGCUUCUACAGGAGAUCAUCAGGUUAAAAUAUCAAUGAUAUGUUUGUGUUUGCUCAUAAAAAUUGUCCCUUACACUGUUUUUUUGGUGGGAGAUUUGGUUAUAUUGGUAAAGAUGAUGCACUUUUGCUGAAUUAGAUCUCUAUAGAUAGUAAUGAUAUAACAGGAUUGUUUGAGCAAAAACUAGGGUCGAUUUUCUUCUAGCUCUAUGAUUUUAGGCACACAACAAUUAUUUGUUUCGAUACGCAUGCAAAUGAUGAAUAACAUAAUGUUGGAUGAUUGGUGUUCA
Momordica charantia (bitter melon) is the source of this 1439-nucleotide messenger RNA. Its product is annotated as altered inheritance of mitochondria protein 32. The record is from RefSeq and is a predicted model, not a curated record. Lineage: Eukaryota; Viridiplantae; Streptophyta; Magnoliopsida; Cucurbitales; Cucurbitaceae.